This is a messenger RNA of Centropristis striata (black sea bass), 4629 nucleotides long. RefSeq names its product cohesin subunit SA-2 (gene stag3). Gene Ontology annotation, biological process: sister chromatid cohesion. NCBI's taxonomy places the organism in Eukaryota, Metazoa, Chordata, Actinopteri, Perciformes, Serranidae. Gene Ontology annotation, cellular component: cohesin complex; nucleus; chromatin. Bases 350 to 4198 code for a protein of 1282 amino acids. The record is from RefSeq and is a predicted model, not a curated record. Gene Ontology annotation, molecular function: chromatin binding. The transcript has 33 exons.
AUUUAAGCCCUAAAUUAAAGCUCGCUGUAGUUUAACUGUCUAAUUUUCUAAUUGUUGCUGCCUCCAAAGGCAGAAUUACUUGUUGUGACUAACCAAUGAUCAUCAAGCUAACCUCUGGGAGAACCAAUCAUCUUCUUAGAUGAGGAGCCGCUGACCAAUCAGCAUCCAGUAUCUCUCUGCGUACUGUUGCGCGCCCUUGAACCUCUUCAGCUCCCAAUCAGGAGGAAAAACACUGAAGACCGGCAAGAAAGGAACAAAGUGAUCGAUAUUACAAUACCAGCAGCGCCUGAUUGUCCUGCUGUAAAAGUGCUGCUUAUCUGCAGUCUGAAACCGGCUGUCCUGUUUGACGAUGGCAGAUAAGGACUCCUUAUUGGACAGUCUUGAGGAGAUGGACGACUUUUCAGAUCCUGGCAGUGACUACGAGCCCACAGGAAAAUCUAUGAAGCGGAGUAAGCAGCCAGUGGCUGGACCUCAACCACCCAAGAGACCCAGGCGUAGGGCUGCACUGAGGGGGUCCAGCCCCGUCCCCUCUCCUCCAGACCGCCCCCUGCAGCAGCAGCGCUCCCGGAGGACACCCAAACAGGUCUGGCCUAGACCUGUCAUAGGAGUGAAUGAGGGGAGCCAGGGCAUCACUGCAGAGGAAAUCUAUGAGGCUGUGUGCUCUGGAAAGAGUGCCAUGGUGACGCUGGUGGACGAGUGGCUGGACGGCUACAAGACGAACCGAGAGUCGGGGCUGCUGGUGCUCAUCAACUUCAUUGUUCAGUCCUGUGGAUGCAAAGGUGUGGUUACCAUGGAGAUGCUGAACAACAUGCAGCAUGCUGAGAUCAUCAGCAUUCUGACCAAAGAGUUCAAUGAGGACUCAGUGAACUACCCUCUGUGCACCCCCGGCCCUCAGCUGAGGGCGUUCAAAGCCGGCUUGUGUGAGUUUGCUGGUGUUCUGGUGCGCUCCUGUCGGAACAGCCUCCUCUAUGACGAGUUCCUGUUCCCCUCGCUGCUGGCCCUGCUCACCGGCCUGUCGGACUCCCAGGUCAGAGCCUUCAGACACACCAGCACCCUGCUGGCCAUGAAGCUGAUGAGCGGCCUGGUGGAGGUAGCGGUGGCGGUCUCCGUCCAGCUGCAGACCAGCCAGCGGCAGCUCGACCUGGAGAACAGCAAGAGGGAGCAGGACAGAGCUACUGACAAGCUGGAGGAGCUGCAGGCCGCCAUCAGAGAGCUGCAGGAGAACAAGGCAGAGGUAGCCUCCAUUAUGAACGCUACGGUUCGUGGUGUGUUUGUGCACCGUUACCGGGACCGGCUGCCUGAGAUCCGGGCUGCGUGUAUUGAGGAGAUGGGUGUGUGGCUGAAAACAGACCCGGAAGACUUCCUGAAUGACGGAUGUCUAAAAUACCUCGGGUGGACCCUGCAUGACAAGCAAAGUCCAGUGCGUCUGCAGUGUGUGCGCGCCCUGCAGGCUCUGUACCAGGAGAAGGAAUUCAUUGGCCGCCUGGAGCUUUUUACCAGCAGAUUUAAAGAGAGGAUGCUCAGCAUGGUGCUGGAUAAGGACCCGGAGGUGGCGGUGGAAGUGGUCAAUCUGUUGCUGCUGAUCCAACAGGGGACGGAGGAAGGUCUGACUGAAGAGGAGAGCGGCCUCAUCUACCCGCUGGUUUAUGCUUCCAACAGAAGCCUGGCGUCUGCAGCCGGCUGCUUCCUCUGCAACAGGCUGAAAACUUUGAUUGCCAGUGACAGCCAGAAGAGCGAUAAAAGUGAUAACGCAGCCUUCAUACAAAUCCUCAUCUCCUUCUACAUGCAGAGUGAGUUCCAUGAGCACGCUGCGUACCUGGUGGACAGUCUGUGGGCGGCGGCCAAAUCUGAGCUGAGAGACUGGGACACCAUGACGGCGUUCCUGCUGCAGAAGGCCGGUCUGCUGUAUGAGGAGGAGGGGGCUCUCAUAGAGCUGAUGCUGUGCUCCGUCAGACAGGCAGCACAGGCCAGCCCACCUGCUGGCCGAGCCCAGAGCAGGAAGAUCCUGGCUAUGAAGGAUAAGAAGAUCCAGGAACAAGAUAAGAGACGGAUCACCACACACUUCAUCCCGCUGCUGCCGCAGCUGCUGGCCAAGUACUCGGCAGAUGCAACCAAGGUGUGUCUUCUCCUCAAAGCUCCUCUCUACUUCCAGCUGGAGAUGUACAGCAGCGCCCCGUCGCUGAAGCAUCUGGACCUGCUGCUCUCUCAGGUGUGCAGCAUUGUGGAGAAGCACACUGAGGUCGCCGUGCUGGAGGCUAGCGCUAACCUGGCUAGCACGCUUUGCUCCGACUGCUACACCUUCUCCUCCCGCGCACAUCUGGCGUUCAGCCAGCUGCUGGACGGCCUCGCAGAGUGCUUCAGCUCCUACAUCAGUGACCUGCUGCAGGGCACUGCGGAUGAUGACGAUGUCUACAGUGCAGCUGCUGCUUUAAAAAGGAUCGCAGCCCUGAGCAGUGCCAGGGACCUGACGGGCUUGGAGCUGUUCGACUCUUGUAUCGAGCUUCUGAAGAGCAGGAUGGAGUCCACAGAGCUCGACACAGAGCUCCUGGUGUCGGCUCUGAAGUACGCUGGCUUCUACCUGAUGUGGAAGAAAGUGAAUGCAGUCAACUCCACACCGACGGAGGAGGAACAGAAGCGUCUGAAGAAGCAGAUGCGUUCGUUCUGCAGAGUGAGUCAGACGUGUCUGUCUGUGAACCAGGCCGAGAUCAGAGACCAGGCGUUUGAGCUGCUGUGUGACCUGCUGCUGCUGUUCGGAGCCGGGUCGGUCCGGUCUGAACCGGCCCUCCAGACGCUGGUCCACCUGCCGUCAGACUCGCUGCGCUCAGAGAUGGCAGCGUUCCUCCUGGACUACAUCUUCUCUGAGACUGAGGAGACUCAGUUCAACGUGGAGAACGAGGAGGACUGGAGGAUAACUCUCCUCCAGAGGAGGCGCAACCAGCUGGCCGGCUACUGUAAGCUGGUCAUCUACGGCGUGCUGGACCUCACCGCCGCCACCGACGUCUUCAAACACUACAGCAAGUACUUUAAGGACUUCGGCGACAUCAUUAAAGAGACGAUCAGCAGGAGCAAGCUGAUCAAUCCCACGCUGAGCGCCAAGACGCUGUGUCUGAGUCUGCAGCAGCUGUUCUCAGAGAUGCUGACUGAGGACCACAGCAGGAAGGACCUGGCUGAGAUUAGAGACUUGGCUAAAAGACUCGCCAUGAGCUUUGGCAUCGACCUCCACCGCGUCCGCAGACCGCUGGUGGCCCUGCACAUGGACGGUAUUCGUUUUGCCUUCCGGGACCUUCGAGAGGGAGAAGAGCAGCACACACAUGAGGCUUUCCUGGAGAUCCUCAGCGAAUUCAGCUUCAAGCUGCUGCAGCAAGACCGAACCCAGCUAGCUGCAGCUCUGAGAGCAGCGUGCCCCGAGGCUGCCCUCUCCUGGCCCAGCGUCAGAACAUACCAGCGCUCCCUGCUGCUCCGGACCUCAACCAGAGCCACAGACCAGGAGCAGGGAGGCUCCUUGGUGUCCUCAUCCAGAGCCACAGACCAGGAGCAGGGAGGCUCCCUGCUGCUCCGGCCCUCAACCAGAGCCACAGACCAGGAGGAACAUGGUUCCCCUGCAGUGAAGCGCAGGAAGCCCAGUGUUUCUGCUCAGGGUUCAGCAGUCAGCUCCGCCAGAGGAUCCUGGUUGGACAGCUUCAGUAUCCAGAGCGGCCUGCAGAGCCCAGACCUCACCUCCACGGCCCAGAGGCAGCCGGUCCAGAGGCAGCCGGUCCAGAGGCAGCCGGUCCAGAGACAGCCGGUCCAGAGACAGCCGGUCCAGGGACAGCCGGUCCAGAGACAGCCGGUCCAGAGACAGCCGGUCCAGGGACAGCCGGUCCAGAGGCAGCCGGUCCAGAGACAGCCGGUCUCCAGGAACCCCGGAGCCCCACAGUCUGACGAGCUGGAGUCGGAGGACGAGUUCUCCUCAGCCAGGAACCAGAUGAGGAAGGUGAGGCCGUCCAGACGCCAGCCGUCCUGCAGCCAUGCCGGACCUCCGGACCAGCAGGACCUGGACUCACACCUCACCCUACUGUCUCUGAUUGAAGAUGAUGUUGCAGAAGGAGAAGAGCCGGAGAUUGAGGACUUUGAGAGUGAUUCUGAACAUCAAUCUGCAUAUUCACUGCCUUCAACCCGUCACUCCUCCACCAACGUCCUGGAUGAGCUCUUCGACUGAGACUCCACCGUCGGGGGAACAAAACUUCUUUUCCAUGAAUAUUUCUCUUUAACACGACUGUGUUUACAGCGGUUCCAGUACAUUUGAGUCCACUAAGUAUCAGGUCCACCUGUUCUCUGACUGAGUUCACCUUUCAGAUCUGUUUUCAGUUUGUUCAGGGGGAAGAGAAAGGCAAAAUUGUUAUGAAGUUUGGGGACUAAAGUUGUUGCUAUUCACUAUUAGGAAUGUUUCUGUUUUGAACACAAAAUGUUCUAAAGAUAUUGCGUGACGUUCAGGUAGAUGCCUGUUGGCUGCAGAAAGCUGAAAGUCUCCUCCUGGGUUCCACAUUUACAAUUAAGUUUCAUAAUAACUUUCAUUGUUGUUGACCGCACAUUUCUUGUGUAACCUGUUAAUUAAAUGUUAAUUAAAAGAUGGAUAAUUGAGCAAAGUAA